CUUUACUUUCAUAGACUGCCUCAUAAAAAUAACUGAACAUUUGGGGAGCACUGCUGCAUUUCUAAAGAAAGAAGAAAAGGAGAUGUGUAAUUUAUGCUGCAUGCAUGAUGAAUGUACUCCAGAGCAGACAAUGUCUUCCAUUCAAGAUACGAAAGCAGCCUACAUUGCUGCAAGAGGGGAACUAAACGCCAUAGAAACAGCUACUGUUUCUCCCACAAAUGGAGAGGAAAGUCAUUACACAAACCAGGUCCAGUUAAAAGAAAAUAAAACACACAUGAGUUCAGCAUUAGGGGAAAAAGAAAACAAUACGUCAUUGAAUGGAUGUGUAAUGGGGCAAGAAGAGUCACAGAACAAAAUGUUCCCAGAUAAUGCAGAAAAUGAAGAUGAAAAACAAAUAGAACACAUAACUGUUGAGAGCAUAAAUGGCAACAGGGAAGAGAUUCAUGGCAUAAUCCAGACAACAGAGAGAGAAAUUCAAGAGACCUCAGAAAGCCAAAGAGAAGAAAUGACCACAUCCUCAAUAAUAUGUGAUAUCUCCAAGAAAUAUAUAAAUAGUACUCUUCCCAAUGAUUCAGAGAAUAUAAAGCACAAGCAUAACAUGAUGGAAAAGGAGUAUCUUGAUGUGCUGAGCAAUGAGGCUGACCCCCAAGUGUCUUGUUAUAUUACAGCACCAUCACACGUUCUACAACAACUAGAAUGCCGGAUAAUAAAUAACAUGAGUUCUUUAAUAGUGGGUGAUAAUGAAGAGUUAGUUAGCAAUGUCAUAACUGUUGAAUGCUUAGAGAAGGAAAAGAGAAUUCCAUUUCCAAUAGGCAUUGCAAUUCCAUUCACUGCACGGUACAGAGGAAAUUACAGAGAUAUCAUGGUAAAGAUAUGUGACUUAAACCUUCAAUCAAGUUACCUAAACCCAAAUUCACUGGAAGGAAUAAAGGGAGGUUAUAAGGGGACCUGUGCUGCAGUCAAAGUUUACAAAUUGGGUAUCUUUUCUGUUAUGUCUUGUUUAAAGAAAGAGUCGUUCACAGUAACAAAGAAAGGCCUCACACUUAAGUCAAGCAUGGAUUCCCGAAUAUCCUUAAAUUACCCUCCAGGAGUUUUUACCUCUCCAGUACUUGUGCAGUUAAAGAUCCAACCAGUUGACCCAACUCUGGUGGCACAUUUAAAAGCACAGCAAGACACUUUCUACUCAGUACUAUCCACAAGCCCUCUGGUUCACAUUCAGCACCCAUCAACUUAUGCUUUUCAGAAGCCAGUCACUGUAUUUUUACCUUGUUCUCCAUAUCUUGGUAAAAACAAUCUUGGGUCUGAGAUAGAUCAUAAAAGAACAGCGAGUGCCACAACAAAUAGGAUGACACCUUUAUAUUUCAACAGGACAAAAAGUGCCUCCAUAAGAAAAUCUGGAAAAAAUACCUCUGAAUAUUUGAAAUUACUGGGAUUCAGAAGCCAAGACAGUGGUUGGUUUGGACUCAACAAUGUCGUUGUGAAAACCAUACAGAGAGGCUUGAUAUCGGUUGAAUUGUAUGAACAUUUCGAGAGGUUUAUUGUACUUCACCUCUCUUCCACCAUGGACAAUAGUCAUUUGGUUACUUUUGUGAAAUCUUUAGAGGAAGCUAUGCUCAGCACCACUGCCUGCAUAGUACUGUCUCACCAGAAGGACAAUCCACAUAGAAUAGCUGUUUUAGUGGUGCCUUCUAAAGAUUUAAGCCAGGUGCUUAAGAACCUGAGCUUGGAAGGGUUUGGAGGACCUUCAGAGCCAUCUUGCCAUUUCCAAGUUCGAGAAGGAGAACAACUUCUUUUAAGAUUUACUGGAAACAUAUUUGCUUCAAGCAAUGGGAAGGAUUAUGGAAAAGACUACACACUUAUUUUUCACUUGCAAAGAAAACCUAGGCUGGAACUGCAAAUCAAAGAAGUGGAUGAAUUUGGAAACUACAGCUGCCCUCAUUAUAAAGGCACCAUUGUCGUGUAUAAAGUACCUAAAGGAAAGAUAGUCCCCAACUUGAAUCAAUCUCUCGUAAUUAAUGAAAACCAUUCUCAGUUGCCAAUUUGCAAAUUACCAUUGAGAUUGCCAAAGCAUAAGAAAUUAAUCAACCGUCCACAGAGUACCAAAAGAGUUUCUAAGGAUCCUCUAGAAGCCCUCUGGGACAACUUGCUGCAUUGGCUGGCUGAGGAGCUCUCAGAAGAAAACGCUGAAUCUCUUUCCUCAACUCUCCCUCUGCGCCAUAGCACCAUUCAGCUCAUCAAACUCAAGAACCCUGCUGAUCUCACAGAACAGAUCCAUGAGUUUCUUUGCUUCUGGAAAAAAUCGCUUCCAACUUUUACUGACAAAUCUCGCCUCCUGGCUCGACAUCUCCGCAAGAUUGGCAGGAGUGAUCUUGCAGAAGAGCUCAAAUUCAAGUGGGAAAAUAAAGUGUUCACUGCACCACAUGAGUGGUUUGAUGUAGCAGCUGAGUAAAAGCCUGAUUACUCUUCCUCUACCCCUAGGAAAAGGCACAUGAAAUGAAGUUUCACCAUGUUGCCCAGGCUAAUCCUGAAUUCGUUGGCUCAAGCAAUCCACCUGCCUUGGCCUCCCAGAAUGCUGAGAUUACAGGCAUUACCACACCUCUCCCUUCUGAAGUAUUUUAGACUAAAAUAGAAAUACUUUAAUAAAUAAGGUAAGUAGGCUUUGAGCACAUUAUAAUCUAAUUUUCAAAAUCACUAAAUCUUUGGGGCAAAGUUUUAUUUUUCUAACCAAGUGUUUCUUAAUGAGUUGUUAUUGACAUUCUGAUGAUUUCAAAAAAUUAAUGUGCACUGGAUCACAAAUUGCAGACCAUUCAGGAUCCCUGACCUUGUCCACCAAAUGAACAAAGCACCUCUUCAACCUAGUGAAUGUGACCAGCCAAAUUUCUUACACGUGGUUCUGGUUAUGAGGGUAGGGGGUGAAAGGGUGGGUGUUGAGAACCAUGUUUUAAUCACCUUUUGGUUGAAGUGGGGCAUGAAAGAAAGAGGAAGAACAUCUAGAGAAAUUUAGAACACUAUAAGCAAACCAGGGCUCUGCCUUAAACUCUUCAACUGCUACCAGUGUUAAAAGCAAUGCCAACUGCUGUCUGAUGGCUUUUUCAGAAAUGUGCUCAAUAAGAAGUCCAGAACUGUGCUGUAGAAUCAGAAGUUUGUCUAAGGUACAAAGUCAGGCUCUCUGAAGUCAGAAGGAGAAGGAAAUAUUGAGUGAGGUCAAAAUUGUGGCUGACAUAGGCCAGGGGAUUCCCCCUUAGCUCAGCUAAGCAUGACUUCUGUGACCAAACCUCACCAGAAUGCCCCGGGCUGCCUACACAUUUUGAUAGACGUCACAACAAAUCUUCAGUUCCCCCCACCUCUCCCAGGACUCCUCCAUAGGCAACUCUCUUCAUACCACCUCUCAGCAUUGGUUACCUAACAUAGCAAAUAAUUUUCUUAUUAGUUAAGGUUUUUAUUUACUGUCUGCAAAUAAACACCUGCUUUAGUUUAUGAUACACAAGGGCCCGGUGCUUGUUCUUUUCAUUGAUGUAUUCUUAUUACUUAGAACUCUGUCUGGUACUCAAUGAAUGCAUUUCUCUUUUGUUUUCCUUACUUUAUAAGUGAGAAAACUCUGAGUUACAGCUCUAGAGCCUGGGUUAGAAGCCAGACGAUUCUAUUUUCGAAGUCUUUUUUCUUUUUUUUUGAGAUGGAGUUUCGCUCUUGUUACCCAGGCUGGAGUGCAAUGGCACGAUCUCGGCUCACCGCAACCUCCGCCUCCUGGGUUCAGGCAAUUCUCCUGCCUCAGCCUCCUGGGUAGCUGGGAUUACAGGCAUGCGCCACCAUGCCCAGCCAAUUUUUUGUAUUUUUAGUAGAGACGGGGUUUCACCAUGUUGACCAGGAUGGUCUCGAUCUCUUAACCUCGUGAUCCACUCGCCUUGGCCUCCCAAAAUGCUGGGAUUACAGGCUUGAGCCACCGCACCCGGCCCCAGAGUUCUUUAUCUUUUACUUCCACCUUCCUGCCCUUUCCCUACACCCAACCACUCCUCACUUUUCAAUAACAUCUCAUAAUAUUUCUUUGAGUUUCUGAAUACCCCGGACUGGAUUAAUUGUCCAUGGAACCUUAUUGUAAAUCUAGCUAAAACACUUCUAUACACUGUUGUAAUUGCCAACUUAUUUGUGGUUUUCUCCAACCAGUUUGUAAGCUUCUUGAGAGCUGAGGCUUGAGUUCCCUGCACAGAGCCCAGCACGUAGUAGGUACUCAGUAAAUCUUUGCUUAAUUAAUUCAUGAAUAACAUCUACACGCUGACAUGUUUACUGGGGUCCUCUUUUUAUGCCCUAUGUUUCUUUUGGAAGCAACUUUGUGGGGGCAGGUGCCAUAUCUAAGAAAGUAAAAAGCUUAGGCUGUAAAAAUCCACCCUGUUAUUUAUACAGCUGGAAUAACAGACACCGAUGAAGCUACCUACAAAGUUAACAGGAAUCAGUAUGUCCUCCAAGACACAUUGCUGCUGUAAUAUGUCCCCUUCUUUGAGUGACUGGUGUUUUCUUACACACUGAGAAAUUUUUGUUCUUCCAAAUCAUGGAUUAUCAGAAAACUUGCUACCUGAAAUCAUAUCAGUGAGAAAAACAUAUUCCUUUCUUGCCUGGAAGAUCUUAGUCAUUUUGACACAGAAAAGCAUUCUUGAUUUCUACCCAGGUGCCAAGCUUCAGAUAAAGCAUUUCUGGAUACAGCACUGCAUAUCUAUCUCAACAUUCCUGCUGCCAAGGAAGAAAAACUCUGGGUCAACUUGGCAGUGCAGGCCUGACGUUGACCCCUUUAUACACAGCUCUGCUUUGCUUUCAGCUUAUCAAAACACUAGCUUCUCCCCUCCUGCUGAGAACUGAAAUAACUCCAUCUUUGCUUCUGUAGAUGAGACACCCACAGUUCCUCUGUGUGCAAGUCCCUCAUUGCAGUGAAUCAAGAAAUCCAAUUUUGUGGAAUUUUACUUGUGUCCCUGGUGGUCUUAGCCUCACAGGGACACUUCUGUGACCUUUCUGUUUUCCAGUCCAGUGUUUCUCAAAUCAACAGCAUAUUAGAAUUAGUAGGAAAUUCUUGGACCCUUUUUGUAGCCAGGGUUAAAUACACACACACACACACACACACACACACAUGCAUGCCAUUAGGAUACCCUGGAGUGGAUGUUCAAAUUCAGUUUCAAGGUUAAUGAAGAGCUCAAUUCACACUUACACCAUGGAAACUUAAAGACAUUGCCUAUCAUAUUCUACUUUCUGUCCAAAACACUUUCUCAAUUUUUAUUUUUACUUUUCAUGAUUAGCACUGAACCAAGGGUAAUGCAGGAGAGAAAAAAGGAAAUGGAGCAAGCUCUGUGCUAUGCUGAAUACCCAUUUUUUUCCUCAUAGAUUAGAGUCAUCAUUUGAGAUGAUUUAUCUGUUCACAGGAAUAAGCAGGGUGAGGUGUGGAGCAGAGAAGCCAAGGCAGGGAAUUGGACUGGUUGGGAAGGAGGAACAUUUGGCUUAAUCCUCCCAUCAGCAGAGGAACUCAAAUUUAAAGUUGUAGUUAAUGAGAAGAGCCCACCACUCUCAGGAAUAUUAACUGACUUCCCUGGAAGCUGCUCACUGGGCACUUUUAAACCUGGUUCUAUGAAGACAUGUCCCACCCAUCUAUAAACUUUGAAUUAAUAUUUUUAUCUUUUCUUUCUGUUGAAAAGAUAAAAUUAUAUUUUGUUACAUUUGUGUAUGCUAAACAAUCUAAAAUAUACCACAAUAUAUUCUAUCUUUAUUAGACUAAUUUUUGGUAAUUUUUACAUAUGCCAAGAGCCUCAAAAAUUUCAAUUGAUUUAAGCCUCACUCCACCUGAAGGAACCUGUUUAUGCCAGACAACCUGAAACUCUGCUUUAGAAAUAGUCACUGAAAAUGCCUAGAUGCCACCACGAGGGGGCCUCUGUGUCACAGAUAAAAUUAAGGAAAUGUUCAGGACCUUACAAAUUCCUUCAUAUAGUGAAAGAUCUGUUUGGCAGAAUACUUUUUAAAAAUUUUAAUUAUGAAGCUAUUGUAGAAUUAGAAAGAAUAUUUUGACCUAUGGUCAAUAUGCUGUUAAUGUAACAGUACAUUAUUUUGUGUCUAAUGUAGUGUUCUCAUGUUCUGAAAUGUGUAAUUUCCAUUCACUAUGAACAAACAAAGUAUCUGUAAGAACUGCUGCAUUAUAGAGGUCUUUAUAUUACAGUAUACCUUCUGUUUCCUUAAUCAAAGCAACUGUAAUAAUACCAUAUAUUACUGAUCAUUGGAACUGAUGAAUGUAAUUUCUCUGAAUUACCUGGAAAUGGAAACUGAAAGUAUAAACUAUGGAAAGUACUUUGAAAAAAAAAAUGUAUGUUUGAUUCCAUUCACUCUCUAAUAAACACUAUUGACUGACAUGA
Molecule: messenger RNA, 6380 nt
Organism: Callithrix jacchus (white-tufted-ear marmoset)
Lineage: Eukaryota; Metazoa; Chordata; Mammalia; Primates; Cebidae
Source: RefSeq, a predicted model, not a curated record